AUGGAGAAGCCUUUUCCUCUUCUGGCUCACCCUUACCGGUCGCCUACUCGAGGCUCUGUUGCCUACGAGAUGGGUAACACAGCAUCCAGAAACGCCAUCGUCUUCAUUGGUGGCCUGAAAGAUGGCCCUCAUACCACGGGGUACAUCCGACAUGUUGCCAGAGAGCUGGAGAAGCUGCCCGAGUUGGGCUAUUCUGUGUUUGAGAUACGGAUGAGGAGCUCCUUCGAUGGAUUCGGAACAGCGAGCCUGGCAGAUGAUGUCCACGACAUCGCGGCCCUUGUCAAGUACUUGCGGGCUAUCAACCGAGAAAAGAUUAUCUUAUUUGGUCAUUCAACGGGUUGCCAGGACUGCGUGGAGUAUGCCAAUUACCCAAGAUACUCCAAUCCUCCAGUGGAUGGCUUCAUCCUCCAGGCUCCCGUCUCGGAUAGAGAGGGCGCAGAGAUGAUGUUCCCUGACUGCAAAGCCAAAGUCGAGUAUGCGGCCAAGAUGAUCGCCGAGGGGAGGGGAGGAGACUGUCUGCCCAGCGAGCAGUCGUUUAGCAUGUUGGGCGCACCAGUGUCGGCGCAGAGGUUCUACGACCUCUAUGCCAAGGGUGGUGCCGAUGACUAUUUUUCUUCCGACCUAGACAUUGCAACGCUCAGCAAGUUCUGGGCUCGGUUUAACAAGCCUGUG
Messenger RNA from Trichoderma citrinoviride, 672 nucleotides. RefSeq names its product DUF1749-domain-containing protein. The annotation marks the transcript as partial. Lineage: Eukaryota; Fungi; Ascomycota; Sordariomycetes; Hypocreales; Hypocreaceae. The transcript is spliced from 3 exons. The record is from RefSeq and is a predicted model, not a curated record.